AUGGCGAAAAACGUUCAGUUGAAGUUGUUACAGAAAAGAGAACGGCAAAUAGUGCUUCUCAUGGACAGUGUCGACCGAUUCGUACAGAAUUAUAAUACAGAACGUGACGAGUGUCAGAUUAGGUCUAGGCUUGAGGCCUUAGAACCUGUGUACAGUGAAUUCCAUGAAGUGCGAAGUAAAAUCGAGAUGAUUGCGUAUGAAAGCGAAGAGAAGAAAGCCAAGGAGCUUUACGGCGACGCCAAAGAUGAAGCAGAAGCCCAACGUGAGGAAGAAAACGACAUGCUGCUGCUGAGUUUUGAAGAUCGUUUCUUCCGGUUGAAGGGUGCUCUAUCGAAACUUCAACAAAAACGUGAACAAGCUCCAAACGACGACAAUUCCUUUCAUCAUCAAGACCAUGCCUCCAUGGGGUCAAGAGUUAAGCUGCCAGAAAUCCGAUUGCCCAGUUUUAGUGGAAAACUUCGCGAAUGGGUCUCAUUCCGCGACAGUUUUCAAAGCUUGAUCCACAACAACGGUCAACUUGCACCCAUGGAGAAGUUCUCAUACCUCAGGUCAUCUUUAAGCGGCGAGGCACUCGAAGAAGUUCUCUCUAUCGAACUGUCAGACGUCAAUUACACUAUCGCCUGGGAGAUUCUGACAGAACGAUAUGAAAACAAGAAGCUGAUAGUGAAGGCGUACUUAGACGCACUGUUUUCACUAGAACCGAUAAGAAAAGAGGGGUACGAGAGCAUCAACAAUCUCAUAUCUGAAUUCGAGAAGAACCUGAUGAUGCUGCAGAAGGUCGGUGAAGACACUGAUGGUUGGAGCACCAUUCUAGCGCACAUGCUUUACACGCGACUGGACUCUGUCACCUUACGAAGCUGGGAAACACAACACAACUGCAAAGAAGUACCCAAAUACGAGGACAUGAGGAAGUUUCUGCGCAGCUACUGUUCCGUUCUGCAGUCAGUUGCUCCAGCCAAAGAACCUCGCUACAACGUCACCGAUCAUCAUCAGUCGAGAACCCAAUCAGCAAGCUACACAACAUCUCUGGACCGUAAGGUAAUCAACCUCAUCAACCGGAAUCGAUCGAUGCGUCCAUGUUAA
This is a messenger RNA of Uranotaenia lowii, 1083 nucleotides long. RefSeq lists its product as uncharacterized. The transcript is spliced from 2 exons. Lineage: Eukaryota; Metazoa; Arthropoda; Insecta; Diptera; Culicidae. The record is from RefSeq and is a predicted model, not a curated record. Bases 1 to 1083 code for a protein of 360 amino acids.